Phyllotreta striolata is the source of this 1119-nucleotide messenger RNA. The record is from the annotation of a GenBank genome assembly. Lineage: Eukaryota; Metazoa; Arthropoda; Insecta; Coleoptera; Chrysomelidae.
UGACAAUCUGUCAGUUGUCAGUUAAUUGUUUUGAUUUUUAAUUUCAAUGAGGAAUUAGUUUAUAGAGGUUAUUUUGUUAGUUUUACAUUAUUUUUACCAAUUAUUCCCAUAACGUAACCAUUAGCCGUAUUACCGAAGCGCUUAGAGAGAAGAGUAUGAAUAAAAUUUGCGAUAUUUGCCAAAAGGAAGCUAGGUACAAAUGCCCAACAUGUUUAAUAUAUUACUGUUCUGUUACAUGUUGUAAAAAACACAGGCAAAACAAAUGCGACGUAAUUCAGAGAGACGAACAGACUGAAGCCGAAAAUCUAAUCGUUAAAAAGAGAAAACUCGAACCACUCAUCACCGAAUCCACAGUACCCGAUGAUAAGCUUAAGUUAUUGAGUACAAGCGAAGAAAUCAACUCACUAUUAUCGAAUAGCCAUUUACGGAAUCUCCUAACCACCAUCGAUAAAGACGAAAACGCCGAUGAAAUGAUGCAAAAGGCCAUGCAGGAGCCCCUAUUCGUGGAAUUCUCCGAUGCUUGCCUCAAAGUGGUGGAGCCCCAACCAGAAACUACCAGCAAUACGAGUAAUACGACAUAAAUUCCUUUAGCAUUAAUCAUUGUAAUGUUUCUGUACGCUUAACGGAAACAUAUUUUGUGAUAAUUAAAUUUACUAUAUCGCUACUGUAACUCUGUUUAAUGGAGAUUUAAUGUCUUUAUACAGAUAAGUGCAAAUAUGUUUGCAAUACGGUUGAUUCUAUGAGUUGGACAAAGAAGGGGUAUUAAAAUAACAGUGGUUAGAGUGAGAAGAUUGAAAUAUCAUUCUUUUUCUUUUAUCUAAUGGAAGUUGGAAGUCUUUGUUGCACCUAUAGAGCAUAUUGCAAAUUUGCACUUAUCUGUAUAUCUGUUGAGUCAUAAUAAGGAGAGAUCAUGAUAGAAAUACAAUAAAAAUCUCUCCUUAUUUCAAGAUUUUUUAACAAUAGAUAUUCUAUAAUCGACUGAUUCUGUAACAACUAUAUGUAUAUUUUUUAAUUCGUCUGUAUGGAAAGUAAUAAGAAAAUUCGUUCGAGUAAUUCUAAAAUUGUGAUAGAUAACUAAGGAUAAUUUUUUUCCAAUAAUAAACUUUAAUUUCUGCGCAA